AUAUCGUGACGAUGCCUGAACCAGCGAAGACUGCGCCCAAGAAGGGCUCCAAGAAAGCGGUGGCGAAGGCCCCCGGUAAGGGCGGAAAGAAGAGGAGAAAGUCCAGGAAGGAGAGCUACGCCAUCUACGUGUACAAGGUGCUGAAGCAGGUCCACCCCGACACUGGGAUCUCCUCCAAGGCCAUGGGCAUCAUGAACUGCUUCGUGAGCGACAUCUUCGAGCGCAUCGCCGGUGAGGCCUCUCGUCUGGCUCAUUACAACAAGCGCUCCACCAUCACCUCCAGGGAGAUUCAGACCGCCGUCCGCCUGCUGCUGCCCGGGGAGCUGGCUAAACACGCCGUGUCUGAGGGCACCAAGGCCGUGACCAAGUACACCAGCUCCAAGUAAACGACUCUAAGGAGACAUCAAAGCAACGGCUCUUUUAAGAGCCACACACUUUCUCUAUGGAGACAAACUGUCCUGACUCUAACGACAUGUCCAUCAAUAGUAAAAUAUCCACUUUUAAAUAAUACUUUAACUGGUUAAUUAGAUCAUGGUUGAAUUUAAUAAUUAGGGUUCAUAUGGGAGUUUUAUUUUCUCAUCUCCGCAUGUUCUGAAUCAUUUAAGAGACUUAACACACAAACUGUGUAGUCAGUCUUGUAUCUUUAUUAAAAUAUAUGUUUUUGUCAUUACAUUUUAAUUGAAGUCAUUGUAAGCUACGAGAUAAAAAACUUCACAAAACUGUUGACCUGAUCUACUGUGUGAAUCUGUAUUGUCAAAUUGGUCAUUGUGUUGAAUGUUAAUUUAAUAAAUACCCUGUUAACUAAUGUUAAA
Molecule: messenger RNA, 812 nt
Organism: Hippoglossus stenolepis (Pacific halibut)
Lineage: Eukaryota; Metazoa; Chordata; Actinopteri; Pleuronectiformes; Pleuronectidae
Product: histone H2B
Exons: 1
Coding region: 12-386 (124 amino acids)
Cellular component (GO): nucleosome
Molecular function (GO): structural constituent of chromatin; protein heterodimerization activity; DNA binding
Source: RefSeq, a predicted model, not a curated record